Molecule: messenger RNA, 705 nt
Organism: Colletotrichum tamarilloi
Lineage: Eukaryota; Fungi; Ascomycota; Sordariomycetes; Glomerellales; Glomerellaceae
Product: spherulin-1A
Exons: 2
Coding region: 1-705 (234 amino acids)
Cellular component (GO): cell wall
Molecular function (GO): manganese ion binding
Source: RefSeq, a predicted model, not a curated record
AUGGCCGUUUCCGCCCCGUCGCCAACCCGGCUUCUCUUGUCACUGUGUCUAUUUGCGGCCUUCAUUAACGCCACAGACGACACACUUUACCCAGAUCGUGUUCGAUCGCUUCGAACAAGUCCAACAGAACUUGAUAAGCUUAAUAUUCUACCAGAAGAUAAAGACUGGACAUUUAACUACUUCGCCCAUGAAUUCCACACCAACAGCCCCGGGGGCGUCGUCAACGCCAAUGCCGCAACUUUCCCAGCAACGGUUGGCAAUGGUAUGACCAUGGCUUGGAUCAGUCUUGGUCCCUGCGCUAUGCUGCCGCCGCAUUACCACGCUCGUGCUUCCAACUAUGUGGUUUCUGUCGAGGGGACUACCGAGACCUAUAUGACGCUGGAGAACGGGGCUCGGAUGGUGAAGACAACGUUGGCGCCCGGAAUGAUGACAAUCUUUCCCCAAGGCAGUCUGCACACGAUGCAAAACACAGGGUGCGAUAAUGCUACUCUGAUCUCGGCUCUGAGCUCAGAAGACGCCGGCACCCAUAAUGUCGCCAAUGGACUCUUCGAUCUUCCUCCAAGUGUAGUGGCAGCAGCGUUGGGAGGAAACCCGCUGUCAGCAAAGUUUGCACAGCUACGACGAGAUAUCCCGGCUGUCGGGACUGGUGCUGCGGUUGGCACCGCAGAAUGCCUGAAACGGUGCGAAGCUACUGGCUCGAAGUAG